AUGGGUGUGGGUGCCGCCCCGUUGCAGAACCGCCUGGAGAGGUGGGCACAAAGGUUGAACAACCUGAUCGUCUCUCCAUUGACCCGAGACUAUCCCGACACACAAAAGCCGGACUCCAAGAGGGCCAUUGAGGCAUUCGAAUCCCUUCGACUUCCCAAGGAGACUCAAUUGGCCUUGCAGCAGCUCUCGGGGCCAUCCUCUUCAGACUUUACUGUCGUUUUGACUGCUUUUGUCAUUCUGGUUGCCCGUUUGACCGGCGACGAGGACAUUGCGGUGGGCACAAGUUUGGGCGAUGAUGGCCGCCCUUUUGUCCUGCGCGUCCCAAUUGAUACCUCGGAGACGUUCCGCCAGCUCUAUGCUAAAGUAGACAAGGCCUUCAACGAGGGCUCCUCCGAGAUUGUGCCCUUGGGCAGCCUCCGCUCGUAUAUCCAAGAGAAGUCCCAAUCCGAGCGACCGCCGGUGCUUUUCCGGUUUGCUGCAUACGACGCCCCUGCUUCCUCGCAAGAAUACCCGGCGAAUACAUUUGACAGCACGGAUUUGGUGAUCAACGUUGCCCCCGGCAAUCAGACCGGCGGUUCGGCGUCGGAGGUCGAGCUGGGUGCAUACUACAACCAGCGUCUCUUCUCGAGUGCGCGUAUCGCCGUUAUAUUGAAACAGCUGGCUCGCAUUGCGAGUAAUGCUGCUGCCAACCCCGAGGAAGCUGUUGGGCGGAUUGACCUGAUGACUGAGGAUCAGCGUGCACUUCUGCCGGAUCCCACGGCGGAUUUGAACUGGUCCAAGUUCCGUGGGGCUAUUCAUGAUAUUUUUUCUGCCAAUGCUGAAAGACACCCGGAGAAACUGUGUGUGGUGGAAACCAAGUCGAGCAGCUCGCCGCACCGCGAAUUCACCUACCAACAGAUUAAUGAGGCCUCGAAUAUACUGGGUCACCACCUAGUGCAAUCGGGCAUCGAAAGAGGCGAGGUUGUCAUGGUCUACGCUUACCGUGGGGUGGACCUGGUGGUGGCUGUAAUGGGUAUUUUGAAGGCUGGUGCGACGUUCUCCGUCAUUGACCCUGCAUAUCCGCCCGAGCGUCAGAAUAUCUAUCUCGAUGUUGCCCGUCCCCGUGCUUUGGUGAAUAUUGCCAAGGCCACGCGCGAUGCCGGUGAGCUUUCAGACAUCGUUCGCACAUUCAUCAACGAAAACCUGCAGCUUCGAUCCGAGAUUCCUGCCCUUGCCCUUCAAGAUGAUGGCAGUCUUCUCGGUGGAUCGAUCAAUGGCCAGGAUGUGUUUGCCAACCAAAUCGAAUCGAAGGCCAAACCGGUUGGUGUGGUCGUGGGUCCUGAUUCCACCCCGACACUGUCAUUUACCUCCGGUUCGGAAGGUCGUCCGAAGGGUGUUCGGGGCCGCCACUUCUCGCUGGCCUACUAUUUCCCUUGGAUGUCGCAGACCUUCAAGCUUACCCCCGAUGAAAAAUUCACCAUGCUCAGUGGCAUCGCGCAUGACCCUAUUCAGCGAGACAUUUUCACGCCACUGUUCUUGGGUGCGCAGCUGUUGGUGCCCGCUCGAGAAGAUAUUCAAAACGAAAGACUUGCCGAGUGGAUGCAACAAUAUGGGGCCACCAUCACUCACCUGACGCCGGCCAUGGGUCAGAUCCUUGUCGGUGGUGCUUCGGCGCAAUUCCCAACACUCCACCACGCUUUCUUUGUCGGAGACAUUCUCAUCAAGCGUGACUGUCGCUCCCUUCAGGCUCUGGCCCCCAAUGUGAACAUCGUCAACAUGUACGGUACAACCGAAACCCAGCGUGCGGUCAGCUAUUAUGAAAUCCCCAGCUACUCGAGCCAGGAAGGCUUUCUUGAUACCAUGAAGGACGUCAUUCCGGCGGGACGUGGUAUGCUGGAUGUACAGAUGCUUGUCGUGAAUCGCUUUGACCCCGCUCGCAUUUGCGCGAUUGGCGAGGUCGGCGAGAUCUAUGUGCGUGCCGCCGGUCUUGCCGAAGGCUACCUGGGCUCUGCGGAGCUCAACGCGAAGAAGUUCCUCACAAACUGGUUUGUGAAACCUGAAGUUUGGACCGAGAAGGACAAGGCCGAGUCACAGGGCGCCAACGAGCCCUGGCGGGAAUGCUACGUUGGUCCUCGGGAUCGCUUGUACCGUAGCGGUGACUUAGGGCGGUACACACCUUCCGGAGAUGUCGAGUGCUCUGGUCGCGCUGAUGACCAAGUCAAGAUCCGUGGCUUUCGUAUCGAGCUUGGAGAAAUCGAUACCCACCUCUCGCGGCACCCUCUGGUCCGCGAGAAUGUGACCCUGGUGCGAAGAGACAAGUUCGAGGAGCCCACGUUGGUCAGCUACUUCGUACCAGACAUGGGCAAGUGGGCUGGGUGGCUGGAGAGCAAGGGUCUUACGGACGAUGAUUCCGCCGAGGGUAUGGUCGGCAUGUUGCGACGUUUCCGUCCUCUUCGAGACGAUGCUCGUGAGCAUCUCCGGAGCAAGCUCCCCACUUAUGCGGUUCCGACGGUCAUUAUCCCGCUCAAGCGGAUGCCAUUGAACCCGAACGGCAAGAUUGACAAGCCAGCACUGCCCUUCCCGGAUACCGAGCAGCUUAGUGCGGCCGCGCCGCGCCGUCGGUCGUCGGUUAUGCAGGCACUUUCUGAGACCGAGGAGGCUCUCGCUCAGAUCUGGGCGAAGCUCAUUCCGAAUGUGACCGCUCGCAUGAUCGGGCCUGACGAUUCCUUCUUCGAUCUCGGAGGCCACAGUAUCUUGGCACAGCAAAUGUUCUUUGACCUUCGGCGCAAGUGGCGUGGCAUUGAUAUCAGCAUGAAUGCCAUCUUCCGCAGUCCGACGCUUAAGGGAUUCGCUGGCGAAAUUGACCGAUUGUUGGAUUUGGAGUCGUUUGCCACCAGCGACAACCCGGAUCAGCAGGCUUCUGCCCAGGCUGCUAAUGCGCCGGACGAUGAAUACUCCAAGGAUGCUCAGCAACUUGUGAAUGAGCUUCCCAAGACCUUUGCCGAGCGUACCGACGCAAUGCUCUCUACUGAGCCAACCGUCUUCCUCACGGGAGCUACUGGUUUCUUGGGUGCACACAUUCUUCGUGAUCUACUUACGCGGCAGGCGCCUUCGACCAAGGUCGUGGCUCUGGUCCGGGCCAAGACUGAAGACCAGGCUCUAGAGAGAAUCCGUGCCACCUGCCGUGCGUAUGGCUUCUGGGACGAGACGUGGACCAGCAAGCUGGAAUCACUGUGUGGUGACUUGGGCAAGCCCAGCUUCGGUCUUUCCCAGGCCGUGUGGGAUGACCUCACCAACCGAGUUGAUGCAGUGAUUCACAACGGAGCGCUGGUUCACUGGGUUUACCCCUACGCCACACUCAAGCCCGCCAACGUCCUGGGCACCAUUGAUGCCCUGAAGCUUUGUGGCAGUGGCAAGGCGAAGCAGUUUGCCUUUGUUAGCUCGACCAGUGCUCUGGACAAAGAUCACUACGUGCAAGAAUCCGAGAGAAUCAUUGCGGCUGGUGGCAACGGUAUUAGCGAGGAUGACGACCUUGUGGGCAGCAGCGUGGGCCUUGGAACUGGCUAUGGUCAGAGCAAAUGGGCUGGAGAAUACCUUGUUCGGGAGGCCGGCCGCAGAGGGCUGAAGGGAACCAUCAUUCGCUCUGGAUAUGUGCUAGGCGACUCGACCACCGGCACCACCAACACAGACGAUUUCCUCAUCCGAAUGGUGAAGGGAUGCAUCCAGCUGUCUGCUCGCCCUAACAUCAACAACACGGUGAACAUGGUCCCGGUCGACCAUGUGGCCCGCAUUGUCAUCGCCUGUGCGUUCCACCCGCCUCGCGCGCCCAUUGGUGUGGCCCAUGUCACUGGACACCCACGCCUGCGCUUCAACCAGUUCCUUGGUGCGCUGGAGACCUACGGCUACGAUGUCCCUCAGGUCGACUACGUGCCUUGGUCGCUGUCCCUUGAGCAGUACGUCAAUGACGGCCAGCACAAUGACAAGGACUCCCAACAUGCCCUUAUGCCGCUCUACCAUUUCGUCACUGCCGACCUCCCGUCCAACACCAAGGCUCCGGAGCUGGAUGAUACCAACGCGGCUGCCGCUCUGCGCGCUGAUGCCGCCUGGUCUGGUGUCGAUGUGUCCGCUGGUGCCGGUGUGACCGAGGAGCUGGUGGGACUGUAUGCUUCAUACCUGGUGGAGACAGGGUUCCUUCCUGCGCCGACUGUUGCCGGGGCUCGUCCCUUGCCCGCUGCGCGUAUCAGCGAGGAGCAAAAGAAGACUCUGUUGAGCGUUGGAGGCCGUGGAGGUGCAUCUUGA
Messenger RNA from Penicillium alfredii, 4278 nucleotides. It is a transcript of the gene aarA, whose product is annotated as L-aminoadipate-semialdehyde dehydrogenase. Bases 1 to 4278 code for a protein of 1425 amino acids. Gene Ontology annotation, molecular function: L-aminoadipate-semialdehyde dehydrogenase [NAD(P)+] activity; phosphopantetheine binding. Gene Ontology annotation, biological process: L-lysine biosynthetic process. The transcript is spliced from 3 exons. Lineage: Eukaryota; Fungi; Ascomycota; Eurotiomycetes; Eurotiales; Aspergillaceae. The record is from RefSeq and is a predicted model, not a curated record.